UCUGAUACGACUUUCAGACUCUCAGUGGGCCGCCAACUUAGGCUCCGCCUUAUCCUCCCUUUCCUCGGAAUUAGCCAAUUGGGCGUUAAUGAGAAAACCAGCUCUGAGCCCUGACCAACCAAGUCAGAGUUCAGAGUGAGGGGCAGGCAGACCUGAGGCAGGAAAUAAAAUCAAAAAGGAAUACCUGUUUCCUGUGCCGUGGCCCAGGAUUCCAGCUGGAGGAGCACCCUUCUCGCAGGCGUCCAUCUGCUGUGCUGGUCCAGUUCUGAGUGUUUGUCUCAUUCCUGCCACAUCGUUGACAGCAUUCUGACAGGCCGGAGAGGAGCGAGAUGUUCCGUAAGGUGAAGGACGCCAGGAAGCCGCCCGAGAUGUCCCUGAGGGUGGAGGACGCCAUGAAUCUGCUGAGCGACAUCUGGAAUGCGGAGCAGAUGAAGGCAGCCUUCAAAAACGUGAAGCAGUCCCUCCUGGUCACCGGCGUCAUGAUGGUACUCGGAGCCAUAGUCAUGGGCCCGCCAGGACUAGCCGCUGGGGGCGGCGUCGGGGGAUGCUUAUCAUUCUGGAUGUCGAGGGGGAAGUUUAAGUCCGUCCCUCAGAUCCUCAAGGAGCUGCCACCUGCCGAGAAGGAGAAGCUACGCCGCAGGGUCAGGGACAUCGUCAGGAACCUGGAGUGGACAGACGCCGUGCAGCUGACCAAGAUGGUCAUGGCCAAUGAGGCCGUGCAGAAGCAGCUGCUGAAGCUGAUCAUACACUAUGACAUCUAGAAGCUGUGAGCCACAGUGCAGUACGGGGACUAGGCUCGGCGGGGGGCUUAUCUCGGGGAGACCUGGGGGGCAGGGGCCCUGUGCUGGGUCCUGUUCUGCAAAGUGAAGGUUAAAGAGAAUAAAACGAGCUGAGAGAAGCUCACGGUGCUGAGCGGA
This is a messenger RNA of Myotis myotis, 917 nucleotides long. RefSeq names its product protein C19orf12-like. The record is from RefSeq and is a predicted model, not a curated record. The coding region runs from base 330 to 761 and encodes 143 amino acids. NCBI's taxonomy places the organism in Eukaryota, Metazoa, Chordata, Mammalia, Chiroptera, Vespertilionidae. The transcript has 3 exons.